Tetrahymena thermophila SB210 is the source of this 9699-nucleotide messenger RNA. Its product is annotated as WD domain, G-beta repeat protein. The record is from RefSeq and is a predicted model, not a curated record. Gene Ontology annotation, molecular function: protein binding. NCBI's taxonomy places the organism in Eukaryota, Ciliophora, Oligohymenophorea, Hymenostomatida, Tetrahymenidae. The transcript has 18 exons.
AUGUAGUUGAUAGUAAUUACUUUUAUUUUAGUAAAUAUUUUGUAUAAAUCAGCUAAAGUUUUAGGCUAAAACUGCCCUUAAAACUGCUUUAUAUGCAACCAUAGUUUGUAAUGCUCUUAAUGUAAUAGUGGUUACAGGUUAGAUUAAAAUAGUCAGACAUGCCUUCCUUAUUGCAACUUUGGUUAAUCAUAUGAUGUUCAAUCUAAUUCUUGUUAAUCUAUCUGCCCUAUUUCUUACUAUUCUGACUCAUAAACAAGCUCAUGCAAACCUCUCUUACCUUGUCCAACAAUGAAUUAGCAAGGUUAAAAUUUUUUUGAUGUAUUUUUAAGCUUGAUUUCAUCAUCUUAAGGCAAAAUAAUAGUUUAAGGUAUGGUUGGAGGAAAUUAUAGCUCAAACAUAAUCAUAUUAGACAAUCAAAAUUACUAGCUUAUAGGGUAAUUAAUAGGACAUGAUGAUGGAAUUAUUGGUAUGCGUAAUUUAAGGGUAAAUAAAAUUAAUGAUCUAGGGAAUACAUCAAUUUAGCAGGCAUAGUUCCCUCAAGGUUAAGAAAUUCUUAUAUCAGUUAGUAGAACACAACUGAUAAUAUGGAAUUUAAAUUACAAUUAAAUAUUAUUUAAAAUAUUAUUGCCUAACACCUUAGUAGGAUAUUAUAAAUUAACUUAAAUAGCAAAGGAUUAUGUUAUUUUAAUGGAGAAUACUGAUACAUUAAAUAAUUUCGCAGUAGUUUAUAUGUCUGAAAUAGUAAACUAACCAAUAUAUUAGCAGUAAACUACUUCUACAUUAAUUAGCUCAUCCUAUAAAUUGUUUAGUAACGCCCAUAUAAAAUCAAUUACUGGAAUUUUAAUUUUACCAAAUUAUUAGCUUAUAAGCUAUGGAUAGGACUAAAAGAUCGUUGUUUGGAUUAGCAUCGAUUAACCAGACAAUUUCUAAUAUUAGUGUUCAUUUAAUAGUCCUGUUAACUUAGUGCUACAACUAUCUAAUUCAAGCUAUCUUAUAUAAAUAGAUAAUCAUUACUUAUUAUUUAUAUAUAAUAGCUUUAAUUGCACUGAAAUUCAAACUUAUCAUGGCCAUCCUAUUUAAUAAAUAUUAGCAAAUCCAUCCCCUUAAAUACCAAAUAUUAUUUAUUUCUUUAGCUGUAGUAUUUCAGAAGUGAUUUUAUAUAUUUAUGAUACAAAUUAAUAGAUAUACUCAUACAUUUCUUAAGUAAAUUCAGAUAAUUAGUAUAGAUUUAUUACAAAUAAUUACUUUGUUUUUAUUUCUUCUAAUGGAAAUGUGUCAAUAAAUUAAUUUGAUGAUAAUACAGGAAUUAUUUUAAUUUACUAAUAUAAUUUAUUUUUCACUAAAUUAAAUCCAGUAAAUCAAGUUGUAGUUAAUAAUUAAAAUUUACUUAUUCUCUCUUCAGAAUUAACUAUUUUAUAAUUAAAUCUGCUUCCUUAAGAUCCUAAGUAACAUCCAGUCUAAAUGUAGAUUACUGAUAAGAAGAAAAAUAUCAAAACUAAAAUGAAGUAUCACACUGAUUCAGUGAAUGGAAUUUUGUUUGAUAGGCUCUACGAUAGGGUUAUCACUUACUCGAAUGACGGAAGCUUUAAGAUAUGGGAAGAAAGAAUCUUAGAAAAUCAAGGAAAUGUAACAGACUACAGAUUAGUAAUAGAACAAUAUCAUCCUUCAUGUAAUAUUUUAUUAGAUCAGUAUUGCUUUAGAUAGAUAUUAGAUAUGACUAUAGUUAUACCUAACUUAUUAGCAUGCCUCUAUAAUGACAAUACUAUAGUUUUAUGGAAUUAUAAUCCUUUCAGUGUUACAAUAAAUGCUACUCUAUCUUUAGAUUUAAAAACUUUGUCAAUAAAUAAUAUGUUUGUGUACAAAAAUACUUUUAUUGCCUUCAAUAAUGCAUAGUAAUUGAAAGUUUAUAAUUUUAUUACGAUGAAUUUUACUUCAGUCAUUAAUGAUAGUUUUUAUUAUGCAGUUCUUGAAAAUAAUAAUGGAAUAGACUAUGCCUAUUUCAUAAGAGCUAAUUAAGGCGGAGUAAUAAUUAUGAAUCUUGCCACUAAAGCUAUUUUGAUGACUAAUUCAUAUAGCGGAGUACUAGGCUUUGCGAAAUAUUACCCUGAAAUUAAAUAUCUUUUUUUUUCAACUGUUUCAAAUAAUAUUUUGUAUAUAUAUCCUUUUCUUUUUUCUGGUGUUAGAAGAUACUCAAUAAAUGAACCAGUUGCUAUUAGUGUAGAUGUGGUUACUAAAAAUUUUAUGGUUUACCAGCAGGAUUAUAAUAUUGCUUACUUUUAUUGGUAUGAUAAUACACUUUUCAUUUAUGGUACAUAUACUUUUGCUGCUUCAGUUCCUUUAAAAUUAUGUGCCCCUCUUUCUAAUCCUGAAUAGCAUUUUUUUGUACAAAAUACAGCUUUUCCAGCAAUACAAAACCAAGUUAUUUCAUUCGGCUUUCAAUACAAUAAUUAAAUGCUUCUUACAUUUGCUGAUAAAAUUUCAAGUAUAGCUAUAGAUCCCAUUACUAUGAAGCUAUAUUUAGGUUUUGAAAACGGAAACAUUUAUUCAGGUGGAAUCUCAACUAAUUAUUUUGCAUACAUAGAUGAUGAACUUUACUUUAAUGGAAUUUAUUAUAAUUAAAAUGAUCGUUCUAUUUAUGCCUUUAAUAAUAAUAUUCACCAAAUAGACACAACUACUAUGACCAAACCAAAAAUAUAUUCAGGAGCUCAUUAAUCAACUAUAAAUGAUAUCAUUAUUGAUACAAAUAAUAACUGGAUUGUCUCUUAUAGUAAUGAUACAACAAAUAAUUUUUAUAGAUGGGAUAUGAAUGGUACAGGCAUGAGUUAAUUUCAAGGAGGAUCAACUUAAAAUGUUUUAAAUGCUUUUUUAGAUUUAGAUGUUGAUAUUAUUAUAAGUUAUUCUAGCGAUAUGAUUUUUACAGUAUGGCAAUAUUCAAAUUAAACGCUUUUGUAUACAAUUAAUACUCAUAUUUUAGAAUAAGCAAAGUAUAAUGCAAGUAUUGCUUCUAUUCCACCUGAUUAACAAAUACCAUAUCAAAUUGUAUCUUAUUAUCAUGAUCCUAUCAAUAAAAGAAUUAUUUCUAUAAAUAAUAAUCAAAAUUUAUUCAUGCAUUACUAUUGUGAUAUUCCUAGUGCUAAUCCUCCUAUUAAGUAAAAUACUUACACGUCUUACACAAUACCAAACAUGAUAGAUUUAUAUGUUGACCUUGAUCUAGUUUAUGGUAAGUUUUAUGUAAAAGUCUUAAUUAAUAUGAUUUAUUCACUUCAAACCUAUAAUUUUCAUACAUUUGCUUAUGAAUAGUAACUUAGCUAUCACACUGAUAAUAUCCUUGGAAUGAAAUAUAUUAAUGCUAAAAGUUAUUCUUUUUAGUAUACAUUAUUAGUGAUUAUGGAUAGAAAGACUUAAUAAUUUAUUUUAUCUAUUUCUACACAAAAUCCUCUAAUAACUAAUUUUAUAGUAUUUGAAAAGAUGGACCAUAUUUAUUUAUACAGUGAAUAGUACAAAAAUAUUUUAAGUUAUAGACUGGCUGUGCAUCGACUUUCAACUGGAGUUUUAAUUAAAUAAAUUCUUAAUUCAUAGUACAUUGAAAAUGGAAACGUUAAUAUGGUUUUUCUAGAUGAAGAGCAUUAUUAAUUGAUAAUUUAUAAAACUGAACUUUUUAAUAUUUUCACAGUUGAUGUGAGAACUUUUUCUUACACAAAUUAUUUUACCUCUUAGUAUAAUCCACCUCUCAAAAAAGCUAUGCUUAUUAAAGAGCAUAAUCUAAUGUGUCUGAUAGAUGCAUAUGUCUUAGUAAUAUAUUAGAUGGAUUUUUCAUUUAAUACUGACAAAAUAGCACUAAGUAUGGUUCAAUAAAAAUAACCAAGUUACUUUUACAGUUAAAAUACUAGCAUGCUAUAUUAUAUAGACACUGAUAAUAAUGCAUGGUAGUUUGGAAAUUAAACACAGCAAGCAAAGUUUGUUUAGAGUUUAAGUUUAGUACGUUAAACAAGCUUUUAAAAUUCAUUUUUUUAUGUUAUUACUGAUCAGUAGAUAAUUUAAUUUAGUGAAAGCGCUAGUAAUUUCAAAGUUAAGUUAAUUGUGUCAAUUUCUAACUUAAAUUAAAUUAUUGUUUUCUUAAUGAACUCAUCUAUAUACAGAAUAGAUGUAAUAGCUGAUAAACUUUUGAUGUAAUACUCUAGCAUAAAAAAUUUAAAUUUCAUUAAUUAUGAUAAUAUAAACUCAAUUUUAAUUCAUCAUUUAGAAACUGGGUUUAUGAUAUUCUAUUUAGAUUUUGCAACACAAAGCGAUUAUAUGAAUAGCUAAGCGAGGAGCAUUGAAAUUGAUAAUACAGACCCAGUAAACUCAAUGUUAUUUGAUUUCUAAUAUAACAGAAUAUUUAUCCUUAAUGUUCGUGAAAUAAUACCAAAAAUAAGGGUUUAUACUUAUAAUGUUACUUCUGACAAUAAUAAAAUUUAAUUAAGUACUCCAUAGCUAAUAACAAUCAUCCCUCCACCAACAAAAGCUUAGCAUUUAGUUAUGAAGAUUUAAAAUAGUCAGUUAAUAGUAUAAGCUUAUUUUUAAAUUAACACUUAUAGUUUGGAUACAUUAAAGUUAUAGUUGAGUAUUAGAGAUUCCAACUUAUUAUAAACCCUAAAAUCAUUUGAAAUUCUAAAUAUUUAAGGUUAUAGCUCAUCUUAAAAUACACCUUCUUCUUCAUCCUUAAGUUAACUUAAAUGCUAUUAUGAGCUUCCUUCUGCUAAUACUUUAGAUAAAAUUUAGUCUUCUUUAAUGUCAUUUUAGUCCUCUUUCAACCUCUUGAAUUUACAGAUGUAAUAAACCCUUUUUUAGAUUGAAGUAACUUAAAAGUUUUAUUAUGAUCCUUAACUCAUUAGCUUGAAUUCAUAAGUAGUUUAUUCUGGUUCUAACUAAAGAGCCUUAAUGAAUAUUAUUACAGACUCGUUUUCCUUAAAUUAGCUAACUCUGUUAUAGGUAAGGAAUUAUGAUUUUGACAUUAGUUAGGCACAGUUAGUACUAUUUAAUCCUGCAUCUAAAAACAUUACUUUUGAAAAUGUGGUUUUGAAAAACACAGGAAAUUAGUUUUAAUUUUAGUUGAGUAAUUUAUAAAGUAUGAUACUUGAAAAUAUAUCCAUCUCAUCUUUGGAUCUUAAAGGUUAAAGUCUUCUAUUUAAUAUUUCAAACUCAGAUACUAUUUACAUAAACAACUUCUAUAUUCAAAAUAUAUAUUUAUAUGAUGGAUCAUACUUGUUUACUUUUGAAAAAGUAAAUUAUGUGUAUAUAAAUAACCUAAUUAUAGAUUAAAUAACUAUAGUAGCUUCAUAAACAGAAAAUAAAGACUUGAUUGUAUUUAAAAAUGUUAAGUAAAUAUCUAUUCAGAAUAGCAAUUUUAUAAAUAUAACUUUUAAGUAGCUAAGUAGUGCAUAAAUCUAGUAACAUUUAUAUAUUAUUUAAUCUUAAUCUGUAUAUGAUUUUGAAUUAUAGCAAGUAAAUGUAAGUUACUUAGAUAGGGUAUCCUUUUCUUAGGUUUUAAACUCAUAUACAUCAAAUUUCCAUACUUACUACUAAUAUUAAGGAACAUUUUCUCUAUCAAAUAGCACGUUUGAAAACAACUCAAAUUUAUAGUCUCCUUUAAUAUAACUAAGAGGUAAUUCUUAUCAAGUUAUUUACACUACAUUUAAAAAUAUAAGUUGCUCUGUAUGUAAUGGAGGUGCUCUUUAAGUUAUUGAGGCUUAAUAGUUACUGAUUAAUUUUACUCAGUUUACUUUUUGCUCAGCUUUAAAUGGAGGGGGCUUGUCUAUUUCAGACUCAUACUAUAAUCUCACUUUAAUUUAAAAUUCAAUAUUUAUAAAUAAUAAUGCAACUCUGAAUGGAGGAGCGAUUUAUUUAGAUACAACAAAUCUCUUUAUGUAAAAUUCAACUAUUUAGUAUAAUCAAGCAAUGAUAGGUGGUGGCAUAAGGUAUUUAAAAAUUGAACCUGUUUUUAUUUACAUGAUGAAGAAUAAGUUAAACAGUGAUCUUUUCUAUAAGAAAAGAAAUCUAAAUGUUGUUUAAAAUAUAAUUACUAUGAACAAGGCAACAAUUCAUAGCAAUAACUAUGGUUCAUAUGUAAGUAAUAUAAAAAUUUUGUAGUCAAGUGUAGUCUAUUUAGAUAUAACUGGAAAUGAAGGAUUGCAAGAUUCUGUAAAAAAUGAUAAACUUAACCUUUAAACUUGCUCUGUAAACAGAUUUUAAAGUGGGCAAUAUUUCAACUUCCAGUUUUAGUUGUUGGAUGAUGAAAAUAAUCCUCUCUACUUUGACCUUGAAUUAGUAAAAAAAAACAUGUAUCCUCCAUUAAUCUAAAGCGAAAUUAUGCAGUUUAACAUCAGAGCAGGUACAAAUAACACAAAUAUUAAAAUAUUUGGAUAGUAUAUAACAGACUACUUAAAUUUUAAUAGUACAUCAAAAUCAUUUUAAAUAUCAUAAAUGCAAGUAAUAGCAAAUCCUUAAACAUAAAAUAUGUUUUACAUAGAAAGUGAAUCAAUACUAAAAGUACCAUAUCCCACACUAUAAAGCCGUGAUAUUAAAUCAGGUCCUUUCCACAUAACAUUCAUUGUUGAUUUUAGAGAAUGUAUUAUAGGUGAACUUUACAGAUUACAAGGAAGUAUUUACUACUGUCAAGAGUGUUUGGAUCAAACAUACUCCAUAAUAGAGCCUGAUAAAAAAAAAUAUUUAGAUUAAUAAUGCAUAAGAUGUCCAGAUUAGGCUGAACACUGCUAUAGGGACUAAAUGACAUUAAAGCAGGGUUAUUGGAAAUCAACAAACCUAAGUGACUCUAUUGUAGAGUGUUCAAAUAAGUUAUCUAACUGUGUUGGAAUUUAGGAGUAAGGAUAUUGCUUAGAAGGUCAUAUAGGUCCGCUAUGUGAGUAAUGCGAUAUUUAAGGAAAAUUUUGGAAUUAAAAAUACUAUACUGAUGGAUCUUUUGACUGUAAGGAGUGUUCAAAACUAUUAAAGGCUAUUAAUUUAGUUCCAACAAUAUUCAUAGCUUUAGGAAUGGUUGUUUAUGUGCUAAUAAAUAUCAGAAUUGCAUGGGAUAUUAGUGAAAUGAUUGUUAUAGGCUAUUAUCUAAGAAAACUUAAAUUUGCUCCUGUGAGUAAAUCAUCGUAUCUAGACACUACUAAUAUGAAUAUGAAGGCAAUGAUGAAUUACGUUUAAAUUUCACAAUUAGUUAACACAGUAAAAGUUUCUGUUCCUUCAUGGUUAACUUUUUUCCCAGAAUAUGUUGGUAGUCCUGUUUAAAAUAUGAUAUAUACAUUGGACUGUUAUCUUAUAAAUUUAAAUUAGUAGGAUAUUCCAAUUGUUUUUAUGAGAAUACUUUGGGGUUUAAGCAUACCAUUUUUAUAUUUAGCAGGAAUGUUAAUUAUAUACAUCAUAUUUUUAAAACUUAAAUUUAUGAGACACAAUAUAUCUUAUAUUUACAGUGGUUUGGUCUUUUUGUUCAUAUUUAUGCAACCAAAUAUGAUAUAAAACUUACUAGGUGCUAUGUCAUGCAGAGAAAUUGAUAAUUAAAAAUAUAUUUUAUCAGAUAUUUCUUUCAAGUGCUACACACCAAUUCACAUGAAAUUUAUAGGAUUUAUUUUAAUGCCAGGUCUUUUAAUUUGGGGAUUUGUUAUUCCUUUUUUUAUUUUAUAUAAGCUGAAUAAAAAUAAAGAUAAGCUAGAUCAUGCUAAGUUAAGACUAAUUUAUGGAUUCCUCUAUUAAGAUUAUAAAACAAAAAACUUUUAUUGGGAGUUUGUAAAAAGUUAUAUGAAAAUAGUAAUCGUUUGCAUCUAUAAUUUUUAUGGAGAUUCUUACACAAACAAAUUGGUGAUGGCACUUAUAGUUUUCAUACUUUAUUUAGUAGUGUUAGUAAAAUUUACUCCUUAUUAAAUGAUAUACUUCUAAAAAACAGAUAGAAAUUCAAUGGUGGUUAUAAUUAUAUUAGUCCUUAUGAAUAUUAACUUAUAUAACAAACCUGAUACUGUUUAAUCCUACAUAUUUUAUAUUAUACUGCUAGGAAUACAUAAUGAGGAUAAACAAAGAGGAAUAAUAAGAGAUAAAAUUUUUGGUUUAUCUAGUUAAAUAGUAAGCUCAUAAAGUAUUAUUUAAAGUCCUCUUCUUAAAUUGAGCGACAAUGAAGUUAGAUAAGAAAACAUAAAAAUUGAUAAUAGCAGUAAUAAUCUUGAAUUAAGUAAGAAAAAAAAUAUAAUUUAAUUAGACAAAUCAGAUACAUUAAAUUAAUAAUCUCUCUAGAUUAACAAUAAUAACAUCAACCAGAUAUCAAUAUCAAUCAAUAACUAAACUAUACUUUUUGGAAGUCCAUAUGUAUAAAUUUCUAAAGACAAAAUAAAUGAGAACUAAGUUAAGUUUGGAAGCACAUCAAAUAAUAGCAACAAUAACAAUUUGUCACCUCUUUUAAACAAUUAAAAUUAAGAAUAAAUGGUGAUAUAGAGUUUAAACUUAAAUAAUAGCAAUUUAGUUAAAAGGGAAGGCUUUAUUAGCAAAAGCUUAAAAAGAAUAAUUGGUAGUAUAGAUUAGAGUAGAACUAUUGAAAAUUAUUUAGCAUUAUUGGAAAGUCCUUUAAUUAUAUCAAAAAAUGAACCAAAUAAUAUUUUUUCAGAAUAAAAACCAAUGAAAUAAGAAGAAUAGGAAGAAUAAAUAGAAAUAGAUUAAGUAGCUAAUUCUGAUAUUGAUUCAAUUAAUUAUUAAAUAAAACAAAAGCCUCCUUGUAAUUUAGAAAUUUGUGCCUCAUAAAGUUACUUUAAAAAGGAAUUUUAAAAUAUUAGUUAUGAAGAAAUGAAUUGUUCUCAAAAGUAAUUUGAUAUGAUCAAAUUAGAGUAAAAUGAUGAAAUAAAAGAGCAAAUUAUAAAUUAAUCAAAGUUAAUGUCUGAUUUUUGUAAUGUAUAGAGUCAAGAAACCCCAUAAAUAGACAAUAUAUUUACUCCUCAAAAUCAAGAUUAUUUUGGUCAAUAUUAAAAAUAUAUCCAUUAAAACUAAUAUAUAGAUCCAUUAGAUUUAAAUAAUUAAUCUGAUUAAAUAUAACCAAUUGAAAUUAAUAAUCCGAAUGAUAUAAAUAUAGAAUUAUAAUAAUUAAGUUCCCUAAAAGAAGAUGUUAAAAGUAUUAAAUAAUAAAGUAUAAAAUAAGUAAAAUCUACUCAUGAUUUAUAAUCCAUAGAAAAAGACCAUUUAAAAAAUAAGGAUUUUACAGAUGAUAAUUAAAUAUAUAAUCAAAUAUUUACACCAAAAAACUACUUUGGUAUUUAAACCGAAGACUCUUUUGAAUAUAGAAAGCAAUAAACUGCACAAAGCAGUGUGCUUACUUGCUAUAAAAAAGUUAAAAGCUUUAAGUUUGAUAAAAAAUCAACAAAAAUUAUAAAUCAAGGAACAAUUAUAAUGGAUCAUUAGACAAUACACACAGCAGAUUAAGGAAGAAUAAAAUCUCAAAGUUUUGGUUAAGGAUUUGAAAAUUUAAAUUUCGGAAAUACAAUUAAAGUAUUUUCCUAAUAAAAUGAAAAUUAGUCAUAAAAUGACUAAUAAGUUUAUGAUUUAGAUAGUGUAAAAUCAGAUUUAUUAAAUUUUUAAAACUUAUUGUAUCCAGAAAACAGAGAAACACCACAAAGACAAAAUGAAGCUAUUACAAAUAAACUUAAAAAUCAAGAAAAAGAUAGAGAAAUAAAUAAUUGA